Molecule: messenger RNA, 537 nt
Organism: Cadophora gregata
Lineage: Eukaryota; Fungi; Ascomycota; Leotiomycetes; Helotiales; Ploettnerulaceae
Exons: 2
Coding region: 1-537 (178 amino acids)
Source: RefSeq, a predicted model, not a curated record
AUGCCUUUAAUCAGAACACAAUCCACUUCCACCUCCGCAACACCGAUCAUCACUCACCGUGGACCCUGGGAUUCCCAUUCGCGACAGUACCAAACCUUGCGAUUUAUUGAGAGAUAUCUCGAUACAUUGGAUGCAAGCAAACUGAAAAGCACACCCUGUACCACUUUCUUCUCUCCUAAAGCAGUCUUCCAUGACACCAAGGGCGAUGUCUAUCUCUCAGGUUCCCACAUCUGGGAAUGGAUGAAGAGACUAUUCGCACCUUUCGAAUCAGUCACGCAUGAGAUUGUAGAAGUGAGGGUGAUUCCGGAGGCUGAAGGCCAUGCUGUUGUGUAUGGAGAGUUGGUUAGGCAUUUUAGGAUGAAGGGUGAUAGGACGGAUAUCGUGUCUCCCAUGUUCUGCGUCAUUACGAUCGGCCAAGCUGAGGGCGAGGGUGGGAUUGAUGGUAUGCAAAUCCAUGAAGCAAGUGUAUUUUGGGACACGGGUAUUCUCUCUCGUCACGUGAAAAGCAAGGAGGAAGAACAGAAACGACGACGUUAA